CUCUCUUCUUUUCACCAAAAUUUGAACAAAAAUGGCUUCCCGAUUUUCUCUUUCUUUUAUACUCAUUUUCUCUUUGUAUAGCGGCUUUGCUUCUGCUAAUACUGUUACAUAUCUUGAUGAUCUACUGGAAAAUGGAAACUUUGAGCAAGGGCCAAAACCAUCAAACAUGAAGAAAACAGUGAUCAUUGGUAAAUACUCCUUGCCCAAAUGGGAAAUCAGUGGCAUAGUCGAGUGGGUUUCUGGUGGGCCCCAACCGGGCGGCUUCUACUUCCCAAUCCCUCGUGGGGCCCACGCGGCUCGACUCGGGAAUGAGGCUUCCAUCUCACAGUAUGUGAAGGUGAAGCCAAAUACAAUAUAUUCGCUCACAUUUGGAGCCACUAGGACUUGUGCUCAAGAUGAGGUCCUUACCGUCUCUGCCGCGGGCAUGUCAAGUGAUCUUAACAUUCAGACAUUGUAUAGUGCUGAUGGUGGUGACACUUAUGCUUGGGCUUUCAAAUCAACAACUGAUCUUGUUAAAGUCACAUUUCACAACCCUGGUAUCCAAGAAGAUCCAACAUGUGGACCACUUAUAGACCAUGUUGCAAUCAAGGAAAUGCCUACGGCAACAUAUGCUAAAGGUAACUUGGUGAAAAAUGGUGGAUUUGAACUUGGUCCUCAUGUAUUCAAGAACUUCUCGACAGGGGUGCUCGUCCUUCCUCUGAAACAAGAUAAGUACUCACCAAUCCCCGGAUGGAUGGUUCAGUUCAUGAAACCAGCAAAAUACAUUGACUCGAAGCAUUUCUUAGUGCCUUCAGGAUGUGGAGCUGUUGAAUUGAUAGGAGGAAGGGAAACAGGCAUUGCACAGAUCGUACGGACAAUCCCCAAACAUUUCUACAACCUGACUUUUACCAUUGGCGAUGCACAGAACGAUUGCCAUGGAUCAAUGACAGUUCAAGCAUUCGCUGGCAAGGCCAGUACACAAGUUUCCUUUGUAUCAAAUGGAAAAGGAUGGUCCAAGACGGCAAGCUUCAAGUUCCAAGCAGAUACAACUAGGACAAAAAUAGCUUUCUAUAAUCCAUUCUAUCACACGAAGAUACAUGACUUUGGACACAUGUGUGGACCUGUCAUUGAUGAUGUUAGUCUCGUUCAUAUCCGUAAAUAAACAGAAUGAAGUGAGCAUACUCAGAAAAGGUCAAUUUCAAGACAAGUUUUAAUAGGAAUACAUUUUUUUCUCUUUUCAAGAUUCAAAUUUGUAAUACUCGAACAGGUGAACACGUGUGAAAAGGGUGUGAAAUCUACCAUUGUUUUUUAUGUUUCUUUAAGUUUUUCAUUCCGAACAAGAAUGAUAUAUCCAAUAAAAGUGUAAAAUCCCUUUCUUGUUUCCUUGAAGAAGUCAUAAAGUGCUUAAUCAUUAUGUAUUCUCUUUAUUCCAAAA
Molecule: messenger RNA, 1414 nt
Organism: Lycium ferocissimum
Lineage: Eukaryota; Viridiplantae; Streptophyta; Magnoliopsida; Solanales; Solanaceae
Product: protein DUF642 L-GALACTONO-1,4-LACTONE-RESPONSIVE GENE 2-like
Exons: 3
Coding region: 32-1141 (369 amino acids)
Source: RefSeq, a predicted model, not a curated record